GAAACCUACCGUAUGUCUUUUCCAGCAGACUGUAAGCUACUGGAGUGAAUCUUGUCUGUAUUUGGUUCAGGGGUGAUUUUUUUUUCUACUUCUGAAAACUGAGAAGACAACAGCCAGGAUGAGCUACAGGGAUUAUAAUUUAGAUUCAUACAUUAUCCGGUACGAGGACACUUCAGUGUUUUCAUCGUGGUAUGUGAUCUUUGGAAUUGUAUUGGCUGUGGUUGUCUUGCUCCUCCUCAUCAUCUGCUGCUGCUGCUGUCCCUGCUGCUGCCUCUACCACAUGUGCUGCAAGCCGCGACCUGUGGUUGGCACCACCACCCACACCACAGUGGUGACCUCCACCCCUCAGCAGUACCCCCAGCAGACUGUGUCGAUGCACACGCCCCCCCAGCAGUACCCGGGGGGACAGUUCCAGCCUCCCCACCAGCCCAUCCCGAUGCAGCCCGGCUACCCAGCCCAGCCUUCAGCUGGUCAGCCGUACGGAGCAGGACCUCCACCAACGUACCAGGAAGCCAUCGGUCCUAUGUACCCCUCCCAGCCUCCCUACCCCUUACAGCCCGCCGCCAAGCCGCAGGCCAACGCUCCCCCCGCCGGCCCGGACUUCCUGGCUCAGCCCGCCUACAACCCGGACUACGUAGCUCUGCCUCACCAGACCGGAUAG
Molecule: messenger RNA, 661 nt
Organism: Salarias fasciatus (jewelled blenny)
Lineage: Eukaryota; Metazoa; Chordata; Actinopteri; Blenniiformes; Blenniidae
Product: protein shisa-5-like
Exons: 4
Coding region: 119-661 (180 amino acids)
Source: RefSeq, a predicted model, not a curated record